AGUGACCGACUGCUCAUUAAAGGUGGAAGAAUUAUCAAUGAUGACCACUCCUUCUAUGCAGACCUAUACCUUGAAGAUGGACUUAUAAAGCAAAUAGGAGAAAAUCUGAUUGUUCCUGGAGGAGUCAAGACCAUAGAGGCUAAUGGGCGCAUGGUUAUUCCUGGGGGAAUAGAUGUCAACACCUACCUACAAAAGCCUUACCAAGGAAUGACUGCUGUUGAUGACUUCUAUCAAGGCACAAAAGCAGCGCUAGCAGGGGGCACCACGAUGAUCAUUGACCACGUGCUUCCAGAACCUGGAUCAAGUUUACUGACCUCCUUUGAGAAGUGGCAUGAGGCAGCUGACACCAAAUCCUGUUGUGAUUACUCUCUCCAUGUGGACAUCACCAGCUGGUAUGAUGGGAUUCGAGAAGAGCUGGAAAUACUGGUGCAAGAUAAAGGUUAG
Messenger RNA from Pelecanus crispus (Dalmatian pelican), 444 nucleotides. The record is from RefSeq and is a predicted model, not a curated record. NCBI's taxonomy places the organism in Eukaryota, Metazoa, Chordata, Aves, Pelecaniformes, Pelecanidae.